AUGGCUUCGUCUCAGUCCACUCUCACUGUUGAAGAUUUGAACAGAUUGCUAUUCAACAUGGAAUACAACGAUUAUGGUGAGUCAUCGCAAUUCUUGGCAGCGUGUCGACUGAUUGUCUCAACGAAUCGUUCAGCUGCUGCUCUUUCUAUGAAUGAUGAUCCCAAGCAGUUUAGUCAUCAGCAACCGGAUACUUCUGCACUCUUCGCAUCGGUUAUUGGUGAUAUUACACCUGCUGCGGCUGCAGUGCUUGGCGAAUCGCCUGCUAUUGAAACUCCGUAUCUCGACGCAAGCAUGACGCCUUAUUCACACACACCUGCCACCGCAUUCACACCAUACACACCUUACACACCUGCAACGGCAUUCACACCUUCUCUCAGUGAUAUACAGGGUUCUCCUCACUUUUCACCUUGUAUAGAAGGUCACGAUAUCUCUAUGGCUCAUUAUUUACCUAUGGAGUGUAAUCAGGUUGCAGCUUCUUCAGUCACAGAUGGCAACAACUGGUUUGGUGAACCUUCAACAAGCACUCCCGCUACGUUCAGUGGUGAUCCAUCACAACUUGUGCUUGAUAAGAGUAAGGAUACGCCAGCUAUGAACAGCUCUCGUUUGGCUUGGCAUGAUGAACCCGCAGCUGAAGAAUCCGACAUGCUCUUCCCUCCUCUCGAUGAUGAUGACAAUGUCGAUCCUUAUCCAUCCACCAUCACCGACAAUCAACAUGAUCUUCUCAACGCUUUGAUGGGAUUCGAUUUUGGUGUGGAACAACAUCAACAACAAUAUGACCAACAACAACAACAACAAUCAUCAUCAUCUCAAAACAACAACAAUGAGAAUGAAAAGCAACAACAAGAAGUACAAGAGAAUCAAAAGGAAUCAUCCUCUCAAGAUGUUCAUCAUCAAGAAGAACCACAAGCCAAGGAACACAUUGAAGAGCCAUCCAACAAGAAGAAGCAGGCUUCUUCCCGUAAGCGACGCAACACCGCAACUGAAUCAUCGAAUCCCAAGCGUCGUCGUUCUGCUGCUAGUGAUGCAAACGCCAAGCGAUACGAAUGCCCUAUUUGCAAGACAUGCUUCAACCGCCGAUACAACUUGGGCACACAUAUCAAGACUCAUGACAAGAAUCGCAAGAAGGAAUUUGAGUGCACUGUAUGUCCCAAGAGCUUUGAUAGACGUCAUGAUCGUGAUCGACACAUUGCCACUGUUCAUCUUGGUGAGCGCUCUUAUGCAUGUGGACGUUGCCAGGCAGCAUUCAGUCGUAAGGAUGCCUUGACUCGACACAUAGACCAAAAACAUGGCGUGGUGUGA
Messenger RNA from Lichtheimia ornata, 1299 nucleotides. RefSeq lists its product as uncharacterized. Lineage: Eukaryota; Fungi; Mucoromycota; Mucoromycetes; Mucorales; Lichtheimiaceae. The transcript has a single exon. The record is from RefSeq and is a predicted model, not a curated record. Bases 1 to 1299 code for a protein of 432 amino acids.